This is a messenger RNA of Lecanosticta acicola, 1299 nucleotides long. The record is from the annotation of a GenBank genome assembly. Lineage: Eukaryota; Fungi; Ascomycota; Dothideomycetes; Mycosphaerellales; Mycosphaerellaceae.
AUGGCCGGACGACUGAUAUUGGGAGUGCCGUUACGGCAGGCCUACAGAAAUGCUUUCCGGCAUUCUCGUUCGAUACACUUCGCCAUGCCCCGACCUCGAGCCAUGCCCAUUCGAGUCCAGCAUGCAUCUGGAUCUGCUCCCCGACGGUUCAAGGGCACCUUCAUGGGAAACGCUCGUGUGCUCUUCCACAAACACCCUUUCUCCAUGACCCUCGCGACGGCCAUCAUCUUUUCUGGCUUCGCAUGCAUAAUGUGGGUAAACUACAUCUAUCAGACCUACAUUAUCGGUGCUUUCCACAAGUACCCUGAGCCGGUUGCGAAGCAGCUCAGGAAAGCUCUGUACUACACGAACAUGGACCUGCAGCCAAAAGAGGCGCUCAAAUUCUACAGGAAGGCUCUAGAGGUUUCUAUGGAGGUUGGGAUGGAUCCCUUCAGCGACGAGAUCAUGGGCGUGAAGAUUCAGGUCGCGAAGAUGCUGGAGGACAUCCAGCAGUGGCCUAAAGCGAUUGAGGUGCUAGAGCGUGUGCGCCAUGACAAUCUGGUGUGGCUAGAGCUACGCGGGGAUCUGGAGGGGAACAAACUGCAGCGGACAAACGUCUUGGCUAAGACGGUGGCUGUAUGCGUGAAAUUGGGGGAUCUAUACGGCCACCCUGCCGUCUGGAAUCGAGACAUGGCGCAGGAGAGGGUUGUCUGGGCAGUGGACACUGCGUUGAAAGAGAAGCAGAGGAGGCAGAAUAAUAACGUCAAGGAAGAAGAUGAGGGCAGGUGGGUUACAGAUGAGGAACUUGGUGCCUCACUGGAGUCGCUGGCGCACAGCUACGAGGCCAAAGAUCAGCAUUACCUUGCCGCGCCACUGUUCUUGCAAGCACUGAGCUUAUAUCCAACGAAGGACUGUCACAGUGUAGUUCUCAUGAACAAUCUGGCGUCCAGUCUGGCACAGCAAUCUCCCCGAGCGGCCCGCGAAAUCCAAGCGUACGCGACGUCGCAAAACCUCGAUGAACAGCCUGCUGGCCCAACUGUCACGCGCGAGACGAUGGUCGAGAAUGCCGAGGCGUGGGCUCAGAAAGCUCUCGACGUCGCAGCUACGAUCCAACCUCCGAUUCGAAACGAGGAAUGCGACCUGGGCUGUGCCGUAGCGCUGCACAAUCUAGGCGAGUUCGCCGAAAUGAGUAAGGAUGUCGAGCUCGCAAAGAAGAAGUACAAGGAGGCAGUCAGUCUGGCACGAGCGAUCGGAUUUGAGGAAGGUGUUGAGCAAAGCUCCGCAAGAUUGCGAGAACUCGCGAAGGCUGGAUGGAGUUAA